UAGUGAUUGAUUAAUUGCUUAAUACUCUUCAUCUGUCUCGUUAUACCUCUAUUAACCGGCAAUUCGAUUAAUAAUAGUUUUUUAUUAUUUCUAUGUGCCUAAUUAGAAAGAUACUUAUUUUAAUAUUGCUAACGAAUAUAAUAUUUUUAUAAACUAUUUUCUGACAGCAGUAGGCUGAGAGAAAUUUUACGUUAGGUGCUCAUAAAGUAUUUUGUAUUGAUUUGUCUUCCAACAAUUUGCAAGUAAUAAAAUUAAAACUUUGCCUACGAAUCAAACUAUACACACUUAAUUCAGUACCACAGUGACGGUUUAGGUUGCGAUAAAGAUGUAUUUUUCCCUGUAUUGUAUUUUAUUAACAGUACUAAAUAUUGUGGCUUCAUCAAGAGUUUUAGAAUUAAGUGACAAAUUUAUUGAUAUCAGUAGUGAUGGCAUGUGGUUUGUGAAGUUCUAUGCGCCAUGGUGCGCUCAUUGUCGCCGUUUGGAACCGAUCUGGGCACAUGUAGCCCAAACUCUCUACAAUUCACCAAUAAGAGUAGCAAAAGUUGACUGCACACGGUUCCCAGCAGUAGCUACUCAUUUUAAAGUACGAGCUUAUCCUACUAUAAUGUUCAUAAAGGGUUCAUUUUAUCAUGAAUACAAUGGUGAGAGAUUGAAAGAAGAAAUGGUAAAUUAUGCAUUGCGAAUGUCUCAACCAGCUAUCCAAAAAGUGUCACAUGCAGAUAGCAUAGGAUAUUUAAAAGAAGCUCAUCCUGUGUUCUUUGGAUAUAUUGGAAAACAGCAAGGACCUUUGUGGGAAAUGUACACAUUACAUGCAGAAAAGUAUCAACCACACACAUGGUUUUAUUCCAUGUCACAUGAAAUGGUAAUGAAUGAAUUUAAACCUCCCAAUGAGACAGCACUUUUUGUCUACAAAGAAGAUGACAUAUUUUUCUUUGAAGCAAGUUCAGCUGUAUUUGAAGACAAAGAAGCUUUGAAUGUUAGUCUAGACAAAUGGAUUAACUCGGAACGAUUUGGCUUUUUUCCGAAGAUCACCAGAUCUAAUAUAAAUGACUUAAUGGACACAGAAAAAUAUAUAGUUAUUGCUGUUGUUUCUGAAAACAAACUUAGUGAAAUUACACAAACAGAAAGGGACUUUAAAGAUAUGAUUGAGGGGAUCAUCAAGAAAAGGAAACGGGAGCUUCAUCAUCGAUUCCAAUUUGGUUGGAUGGGUAAUCCAGAACUGGCAAAUUCUAUAGUAAUGUCAGAAUUGACAGUACCACAUCUCAUAGUACUAAAUUCUACUACUAGCCAUCAUCACAUCCCUGACGAUGACCCAGUAUUAAUGACGCCAGAGGCCGUUUCAAUUUUUCUUGAUCAAAUACAUGAUCAAAUAGCACCAGCAUACGGUGGCAACAGUUGGCCAGUUCGGUUAUACAGAGGGUUUUUUGAGGCCAGAACAACUCUAACAAAUAUGUGGCGUGGUAAUCCAGUAUUAACAGCUUUGGUUUUUGGAUUACCACUUGGUUUUCUAUCUCUUAUCUGCUAUUCAGUUUGUUGUGCUGACAUACUUGACGCCGACGAGGAAGAAUCAUCAGAUACACACGAAAAGAAAGACUAAGUAUGGGCUACUAAAAGAAAGGAUAAUAGUAAAAAAACAAGUCAAGUUAUACAUGGAUUUUUUAUUCUAGUCGGUUAAUGUGAGUAUAGCAUUAAAUAUAUUUCUAUACUCUGAUUUGAGUGGCAGGUUAAAAAAAACUAUGGAACACAUUACGAAAAAGUUUACGAAUUUAACAAAAUACAAAGAAGUAUUACGAUUAUUAGAUUGAAUUUGAUUCAAAAAAUUUGAAUUGUUUACAGUAAAAACUGCUGAAAUGUCAAUGCCACUAGCACAAUUGCUAAAUCAUGAACAAUAUUUGUCAAUGAAUUUCACAAGCCAACGAACGUAGAAUGGUAUCACCAGUAAAAUGAGUAAUUAGCAUUAAUUUAUUAUGUUUUUCUGAGUGAAAUAUUGUCACUUUUAUUUUUAAGGAAACCUAUUCUAUGAAGUUAUGUAAUCUUGAUUUUACAAAUUAUGUUAAUUUGGACUACCUUGCGAACGAACUCACGGGUACUGCUUCUCAUAAAAAAAUAUGUAUAUUAAUUGGCACAAUCAUAUAUAUGCGUUUGGUUAUAUGAUUUACAUCAGGUCUCAUACCGUGUGUCCAAAAUAAAUAGUAGCCUUCUUUUUUAUUAAGACAUGUCCAUCUCAGACCAUUUGUUUUAAGUGUUGUGCCCCACUUCUGUACUUUUCGACGGUAGUAUGCAUUUCUCGCAAAAGAGAAUGCAAGUCUGUACUUGCAUUUGCUUUUUAUAACAUUGUAUAUAUUGACUGGGCCCAAAUUUAUUACAGUCCAGAAACUUUUCUUGUUAUUGUAUUAUAUAUUAAAGAGUUUUCGAAUGUGGAAAGAAUUUGACUGCCAAUACAAAUAUUCUAUACUAUCUAUCUUUACGCUAAGACCCUUACAGGUUUAGGAGGACAAACUAACUGGCAAAGGCAUACCCUAGAGGGAGACUUUGUACAAAAGUCGAUUGCUUGGGUACCUCUGUCCCAUUCGUGUUUCUACCGUGAAGCAGUUGUGUUUGCAUAGCUGUGUACAUGAAUUUACAGGGUACAGAGAAAUAACACCUGAGUCCUCAGGAAUGGCAACGCUUGGGGGGUAUCAUGGGCGAAACAGUAUACUCUGUUAUGUCCAUGGCACUGUUCAUGUCUAUAGGUGACGGUUACCACUUUCCAUCAGGUAGGCCAUCAGCUUGUUUGACAUUCUAAGUUGUAUAAAAAAAAAGCAAACCUUUACAUCCCUUGUUUUAUGCACUUUUAGAUUCAUGCAUGCACAUCGGUUCCAGAGAUGAAACUCCUCCCUCUCUCCUAUAAUAGUGAUCAUAUAUAUUUUCAAAAUGGGCCAUGUCAGUAGAAUAACAUGUUAGGUACUGCAUUGAAGACUUAUUUCUAUUCAUCAUAAUUAUAUCUUGGACUUUUCAAAACAUUUCUAGGUUUUAAUUUGUUUAUAAUGAACUUACAUCACUAUUGAAAUUAUGAUGUUUGUAAUUUCAUAAUCAUUCAUCAUUUAAUAUUGUAAACUAGUAAAUAACCAUGAAUAAGUUUAAAACAUUUUAAUAAUUAUUUAAUGUAAUAAUUAUUUAACAAAAUAUUAUUUGUAAUUUAAAUUGGCAGAAAAAUGUUCUUUAUUUUUUUUAAUUUUACUAUCAUUUUCUAUUUUCCUAAUUGUUGUAUGAAGAUAUAUAUAGAAAAAAAACUAUGUAUUAAAAACAUGUUUUAUAUUAAAAUAAGUUAUCCAUCUUUAAAAAAAAAUUUAAAUAGUGGACCUUACAAAUCAUAUAAAAUCAUUACAUAACUUGUGAACAAGGAUUCGUUUGCACAGAUGUAAUUAAUAAGUUUUAAAACUGAUCACCAAUAAUUAGAACUGGGUAGAAGUGACAUCAUUGCAUUUCUAUUUACUUCUGUUUAUCAGCUUCAUCAUUCAAGACAUGUAAGUUUUGUAAUCAAGACAAGAAACUGCAGUUAAAGCUGGUAUGUCGCUGUCUUGUAUAAUUGUGUCAUCGCUGCAUUGUUUCGUAAUUAUAUAAUAGAUUGAAACGGUUUGUUAAUUGGAUUAUAACAAAAAUCGCAUUAUCAGGUGCUUAACUACAAAGUGGCAAUAGAAAGAAAUACAAAUAUUAUAUAAAUUACUAUACAGAAAUGUAUAGAAAAGUUAAAAUGUACUGCAUCAAGUUAUCCAUAUAAUAUUUUAUAAUUUUAAUGCUGUUUAAAUACAUAAAGAUGAAAUCAUAUUAAGGUGGGUAGAAAAAAAGUAACAGUACUCCUGUUUUUUAUACUGACUUAAAAGUAGCAUAUUAUUGUCGUAAGAAUUAAUACUAAUUCAUAGUAUAUUUGAUUUUUAGCGCAUGUAAAUAUGUAAUGAAUAAUUUUUUACACUAAAUUAGUAUUAUAUAGAUUGUGAUAAAAGUGUACCACUUGGAUAUUUAAUAAUUUGCAUAGGUAACCUUGUCUCUAUCAGAUUGUUGGCAUAAUGUGUAUUGGUAAGAAAAUAGUAUGAUGCUGUGACUUAAGAUUUUGAAUAUCACGAUGUCAGUAAAGUGCAAAUUUGCUGACUUUUUUGUUUAGCAAGUGCUAAGGGAGGUAUCAUAAGAUGUGGUGGACAAGUAUCAUCAUUCGCGUUCCUUAUUAUAAGGUGGAUUGUAUACUUGAUUAUCAACAAAUGUUUAUGUUAAUAAAUAUGACUAUUUAUUACUAUGUGGUCUUCCAGUGAAAUUGAUAUAAAGAAUCAUGUCGUAAUUUAAAAAAAAAAAAGUUUGAAAGACCCAUACAAACACAAAGCGUUCAACAGUUAAGUUUAUAAAGAAGGCUUAAUAUUUAUUCUCAAUUUAAAUUUUUGUUUCACAAAAAGCAUACCGAAAGUAGAUUCUUACGUUUUAUGUACGGCUAACCUAUUCGGUAUUACACUGCAUUGUUGUUGUAUAAUGCAAAACAAUAUAUACGUUUCAAUUUGUGACAAUCCUCAAAAGCGUCCAGUAUCAUUUCUAGGCAGUUGUUAGCUAUUCUUAUUUAAUAAAGUCGAAAUUGAUUUAGCUAAUAGAUGUAAAUAUUUCAAUUUCAUCUUGUAGUCAUGGUGUGCAAUAGAGAGAUGAGACAAAACUAUUUGUCUAUUGUUUAUAAAGUUCGUGUUAAUAUUAAAAAAAAAAAAAAAAUAAAGACGAUUAUGGAAAGUGUAAUCUUGCUCACUACCAAAAAUGUGUGCUUGUUUAAUGUAAUUAUAAUUAGUAUAAUUCGGAAUCGACCAUCAUUUGUGGUCAUUAUUUGCCCGUCAAACUAAGUUCGACCGGGGGGAAAGGGAUUGUUAGUAAUGGGGUCAAAUAGCCCCAUUACUAAUAAUAUACCCUAUCAGGUCGACCUCCACGCAUGGUUCCCCCUGGAAACCAUCGUGGCUAAUUCUAGUAGAAUUUGUCAAGAUGGGCUAACUGACCUGCUUUCUUUCAUCCUCAUUAGUCAUCUAUCACUGGUGCCCCGCCAUUGUACUCGUAUACUGAUAGCGCAGACGGGGUUACCAUACCAUUAUCACCCAUUAAAAAAAACUAAGUUCGACCUACACUUAAUUUUUUUUAAUGAUGUAAAUAUCACAGUGCAUUCACAUUCACAUUAUUGUCUCCUUGAUUUAUCCUUGUAUCCUUAUAAUUUAUAUUUAUUAAUUUGAAUAGACAUUACUGUAACAGUACACAGUUUAGAAAAAAAUGGUUAUCAAAACUAUUUUCAAUUUUUUGUUCUAAUAAACAUAAAAUUAGACCAGUUGUUUGAAUAUAAUUUUCAUCUUCAGUACGAGCUUCUAUAUGACGCUGGCAAAAAUGGCCGUAAAAAUAACAACCUAUUGCCAUUUGAGCGAAGAAGAAGCGAGCCUUUAUGCGUGUUCAAGCACUGCUUUUAGCAUAGUUUCUAUACCUUCGCAGAUCUUCAGCAUACACCUUAGUUCAUAAUGAUAAUAACAGAGCUGUAUGUUACAAAGCGUUUUCUUGUAAGUGCAGAGGUUGACCCAGAAGCUACGUCCAAUAUAAAUAUAUAUAUAUAUACGACACCUAAAAAUACACCAAAGUAGAACAAAUGUUUGAAGUACAGAAAAUUAAUUUAGACAUAUUGCACAGCAGCAUCUAUUGCUAAUUAUACAUACAGAACGCUCAGAUAAUCAAACAAUCUUAAAGGGUGCAUUGAAUCCGCAACUAUAAGGAACGUGAGUCGGUGUUAUACCGUAAAAAUAAAAGGACUAGGUAGAAGAGACACUCUCGCCCAUUCAGUAAUAAUACCGCCUUCAUUAAUCGAGCUGUAGGCAAAAAUUGAGUUCCUUUUAUCAGUUUGAUCGUGCAUUUAAUCGUAAGCUACAAGAUGGUGCUUUAGAUUGUUUAUUUUAUCGACUUAAUAGCAUACGUGAAAUUCACAAAAUUUAAUUUAAUGUUUUUAUAGUAAUUAUAAAUAUAUUUAUAGUAAUAAGUUUAUAUAUACACUGAUUUUUUCGCUUUUCCAUAUGAUAACAGAUUGUUUAGUAUUUAUGUAUGACAAAGUUAUUAAAUGAGUGUAAAUUCGUGACAAUCUUAUUUAAGUGAGAGGAAGUGGGGUACAUUUUUUGGCAUUGGUGCCAUCACAAAUGAAAGUAAAUGAAUGUUACUUCUACCUAGAUUGUUUAUUCUUAUGGUUAGACCAUUUUACACUAAGGUCAUCAAUUACCAGUUUUAUGUUUUCCGAGCUAAGCUCUGUACUAAGUUUGCUACAGUAAAUGAGGGCUUUAUAAUACAGUAUUUUUAUUAUGUUUAUAUGCAUAAGCAUGUUCCUAUGUUUUUUAAGAUAUAAAUAAUGUGUAUAAAUAUAAUUAAGUUAUAAAGUUAAAUGUGAGCUAGUGUGGUUUUCAAUAAAAAGUAUUAUAUUAAAAGUA
This is a messenger RNA of Galleria mellonella (greater wax moth), 6452 nucleotides long. Its product is annotated as protein disulfide-isomerase TMX3. Lineage: Eukaryota; Metazoa; Arthropoda; Insecta; Lepidoptera; Pyralidae. Gene Ontology annotation, biological process: peptidyl-cysteine oxidation. Bases 326 to 1597 code for a protein of 423 amino acids. Gene Ontology annotation, molecular function: protein disulfide isomerase activity. The transcript has 8 exons. The record is from RefSeq and is a predicted model, not a curated record. Gene Ontology annotation, cellular component: endoplasmic reticulum.